Penicillium atrosanguineum is the source of this 750-nucleotide messenger RNA. RefSeq names its product thioesterase domain-containing protein. The transcript has a single exon. Gene Ontology annotation, biological process: biosynthetic process. NCBI's taxonomy places the organism in Eukaryota, Fungi, Ascomycota, Eurotiomycetes, Eurotiales, Aspergillaceae. The record is from RefSeq and is a predicted model, not a curated record. The coding region runs from base 1 to 750 and encodes 249 amino acids.
AUGCCCGUCUACGGCAUCGACUCGCCCUUUCUCCGCUGUCCAACUCGCCUAAACAAGGAAGUCGGCAUCGAGGGUGUCGCAAAGCUCAUCGUCGACGCCCUCGUGACCGCCCAACCCAAGGGCCCUAUGAUGAUCGGCGGAGAAGCCGCCGGCUCAAUCGUCGCCUUCAAAGUCAGUCGCCAGCUCGGCAGACUAGGCCGACAGGUUUCCGGUCUCGUGUUGAUCGACAUGUGCUGCCCGCGCUCGAGUCUUCUCGACGAGGACAAGAUGAACUCCGAAGAUGACGCCAGCUUUGCCAUCUUCGAAAACGCCGCAUCCAAGGACGGCCUCUGGAGCGUGGGAAGCACCACCCAGAACCAUUUCCGCGCGUACCAUGUCGCCAUGCACGCAUAUCACCCGCCCUACAUGACGGAACAAGAACGACCCGCCCACACAGCCGUGAUCUGGGCCGAGAAGGGGAUGGUUAAUCGGGUCGUUGGUAACGAGAAGUUGAUGCGGCUCCUUGCAGACCAGGGCAUCCCGACGACGUCUUAUCCGGGCUAUAUGGAGGAUCCGAAGUUGGGUGCGUUUGCCUGUCUUGUGCCGGACAGGACGGAGGCGGACCUCGGACCCAAUGGUUGGGAGAAGUAUAUUGCUGGAGAGGUUUUUGCACUGUCGGUGAAUGGAGAUCAUCUUGAUCUGCCCAUGCCGGGAUAUGUUCACUUGCUUCAUCAGCAAAUGGAGAAGGCGUUUGUGUAUUUUCAGGGAUAA